Olea europaea var. sylvestris is the source of this 596-nucleotide messenger RNA. RefSeq lists its product as uncharacterized. The coding region runs from base 33 to 341 and encodes 102 amino acids. The record is from RefSeq and is a predicted model, not a curated record. The transcript has a single exon. NCBI's taxonomy places the organism in Eukaryota, Viridiplantae, Streptophyta, Magnoliopsida, Lamiales, Oleaceae.
UUCACCUUCUCUAUACAACGGCUUCAUCCAACAUGGCCAAAUCCUUGAAAGCAUCAUUUCCAAGUGAUGCAUCCUGCGCAAUUAUUAUACUGUUUCUCAUAUUGGUGGGCUCAUCACCAUCGUCGUCACUAAGAAUGAGUAAUUCUCUAGUGAGAAAUAACCAGCUGAAAGACUACCCUUGCGAGGAAAUCUAUGUUGCAAGAGAAGGUGAAACUGUCCACAGUAUCAGCGACAAAUGCGAUGAUCCCUUCAUAAUCGAGCAGAACCCACAUAUUCAUGAUUCCGAUGAUGUUUUUCCUGGUCUUGUCAUCAAGAUUACUCCUAAGCCUAGGAGGGUAUAAUCUUCUUCAUCACUGUACUGGAGAUUGUAGCCUGUAGGGCCUUUUUCUUUUGUUCUUCAGGAGAAAAAUAGAUUAUUGUACACUUUUGUUAUAUUCUAGUUUGUAAAGAGAUAAAAAAAGAAGAAAUUUUAUGGAAAAUUACUAUUUUUCUUAUUGUUUAUAUAUCUAAACAAUUUCUUGAUUGUAUAGUAGAUUCUAAUUAACGUAUGGAUAGAGAAAGGGUGAAGAAAUUCAUUGAUGUGUAUGUGUGCAUAU